AUGCCGUUUAAGCUUGGAAAGUCGUCCGAAAAGAAGCCGUCGACGUCUUCUGGGGUCGUUGAUAGUCUGCGCGAAGUCUUCCGAAAGUUCGACACGAAUAACUCUGGUUUGCUAGAGGUUGAUGAGAUUCAGGCAGCGCUGGCGGAGCUUGCAAAGCCCACGAACACCUCGCUGAUUGCGAUGAUCCUGCAGCUGAAGGGUCUGUCGCGUGGAGUGGCAUUCGAGGACUUCCUGCAUGUCUUCACUAACAUCGCCUUUGGCUAG
Mesocestoides corti is the source of this 264-nucleotide messenger RNA. NCBI's taxonomy places the organism in Eukaryota, Metazoa, Platyhelminthes, Cestoda, Cyclophyllidea, Mesocestoididae. The record is from the annotation of a GenBank genome assembly.